GGGCGGUUUGAUUGCUCCCAAGCCAUCUGCAACAGCGAUUCGCUGCACACAUAUAUCGUAUCCUUAUUACUCCUCAACUGUCUCGUGUCUAGGAGCCUCAUGCUCGCACUAUUGUUGCAUUGAGCUGAAGCUAUGGCGACGAGCAAGAGUGAAACGUCGAGGCUGGCUUUCCUUGCAGUCCUUCUGGCACAAUUCGUUCUGCAGGUGCCCAGUGUAAGUGGUGGCAGACUUGUCCCAGCUGUAGUAUCUCAUGGAAGUAGUCCAGAUAAAUCAAUAUGGAGAGAUGGGUUCGCACCAGGAGUUAAACUCAAUGCACGUAGUCUGAGGGCGGAGAGGGAACUAUCUGUUGACCAAGAAGAAACUAAGAACACUUUUCACAAGGCUCCUGUGGGUCAGGUGAAGACCGUCGAAAAGCCACCAGCACCCAAGGAGCAUCAUCCUUGCCCUGGUCCAGGAGGUAAUGGCCAAAGUGGGUCAGGAAACGCUGGUGGUAAAGGGGGCGACGGGGGUGGCUGUGGAGGUGGACGAGGAGGUCGCGGAGGAGGACCUGGAAGCCCAGGAAGUCCCGGUGGAGAUGGUGACAGCGGAGGGGGUGGCGGAGGAGGUGGUGGAGGAGGUGGAGGUGGUGACGGUGGUGAUGGAGGCGACGGUGGUUGGGCAAAGGUCACUCACGUUGACGAUUCAAAAACUUUUGCAGCAGGAAUGAAGGACGGAAACAACGGCGGUUGGGGAAAUUCGCCGUCAAACAAUGGCGGCUUUAAAACUCCGCCCACAAGUGAUACUAACAACGGAGAUGGAGACCAUGACGAUGAUCACGACCACGACGAUGACAAUAACGAUGAUCACGAUGACGACGAUGACCACGAUAAUGACCAUAGCGGCGGACUUCCAGACAUCAUCCCUGCAAAUCCUUUUCAUAUGCCUCCGAUUCCUGGAGUCGGUAAGAGUCCGAGUGGUGGUGGUGGUAGUGGCGGCGGCGGCGGGGGCGGGGGAGGUGGUGGCGGUGGCGGUGGAAACAGCGGGAUAUGCAUCGGCUUCUGUCCGGGAGCAGGCGGUGGCGGUGGCGGUGGCGGAGGUGGACACCAUUAGCUCCAUUCUAUCUACUAGUUUCGAUGCAGCAAGACGAUGACAGUAUGUAACUUGCGAUGAUCGAUCCAGAAUAUGGCGUGAUUCGUGUAUAGUAAAACUCGGGAUAUGGCCACAGCACAAUACCAUGUAGAAGUAAUGCAAGCAGCCCGAGAAUUGUGAGGCGAACUUGAACGAUAGUGCUUAACUUCAAACAAAUAAGUGAGGUGUUCUGCACUGUCUCCAGCAGAAUCAGGUGAUCCGGUGUGCUUUAGAACGAUAUCCGUACAGGAAAAAAAUAAAAAAAUAAAAAAAUAAACUAGAAGCAUUUUGAAUACCACAUUGCAGUCAACAUUGUGUUGAUCGGUGUGAAUGUUCGUUGUUAGCUCACAAGUAUGAAACUGACAAACACGGUGAUUGACUGCGAGCUUA
This is a messenger RNA of Physcomitrium patens, 1497 nucleotides long. RefSeq lists its product as uncharacterized. NCBI's taxonomy places the organism in Eukaryota, Viridiplantae, Streptophyta, Bryopsida, Funariales, Funariaceae. The record is from RefSeq and is a predicted model, not a curated record.